CAUGACGACAGACAUGUCACAUGACAUGAUGUCAUCGAACAAAAGUUCUUAUAGGUGAGUGGAUCAUCUGAAAAAUCCAGUUCAGCUCUCGUCGGUGACUGUGUUCUGUUCCAGCCCAGCUGUUACAACAAGCCCCCGAUAGUUUUCUGACGCAUUCGCUCUGUGCUUUACUGCAGUUACUUUGCAGAUUUUUAAGCAACUUCUGAGAGUCGUGUAUUUCCUCUUUACGUUUUGAUUUUUGGGAAUAUUUUUAAAAUAUCUUCCAAGAAUACUAUGGCUCAUCAGGGACAUCAGUAUUUCUCCAUAAGAAGCCACUUCCAGGAGCCCCAGCCACGAGCCAUGACCGUCAACCCCCACCAGAGUCACUAUGGAACCCAGGUUCUGCCGAGACACGCAGAAUCUGGCUUCCAUGCAGACUAUUAUAUUGAUCAACUCCAUCAAGAGUUGGAGGAAACCAAGAAACAAUUGGCCAAACAGAAAGAACUCAAGGAGAAAUGUAUUAAUGAUAACAAAGAACUCAAGCGAGAACUGGAGAGGCUUCAGAAAUAUGCCCAUCCACAAGUUUUGAGCGCCGCCAAAAUCUCCAACCAAGUUCAAAGCGCCAUCAAACAGCGCAAGAAGAAGGACCUCCAGAGAGAUUACGAGGAAUUGAAAGUGGCCUACGUAACAAAUGAGGCAAAGUUUUCUAAAGACCUGGAGGCAGAGCGUGAGAAGAACAACAUCCUUCAGCAAGAACUCCAACGUCUCAGACAGCAGCUGGAUUCCCAAACUAAAGAAUCCAAAUCGGAGACUUUCCUGAAGGAAGAAGUCCAACACUUGAAGGCAGCUCAAGCAGACCUCGCCUCCAAAUGUGACGCCCAAAUUUCAGCUGCCAAAAAGGAAGUGAAAGUCCUGCGCCAGGAGCUGGAAGAUCAGAGAUCGGUUUGCUCGCAAGAACUUGAUCAUCAGCAGCAGAUCAUCAACAGCCUCAAAGCGGAGCAGGACUUUGCCCUCCAAACCGUGGCCAAGCACAUCGCCACCAUGACCGUGGCGUCCUGCAGAAGAGAGUUGUGCCUUCAGGCGGAGCUCCACUGUCUGAAAGUUCAGCUCAAAGACAAAGACAGCCAGAUGGAUGAACUGCUGAAGGAAAACUGCGCCCAGCAGCAGCCUCUGGUCCUCGUGGUCACUGUCAUCCAAACCACAGAGGAGACUCAGAACGUGGACUUGGCCUGGGAGACAACACAGCUCUCAGAACCUGAAGGUCUUCAGGGAAUCAAAGAGAUUCCUGAAGACGUUCCAGAAUCAAAAAAGAAGUCUCCCUCCUUUUGGAAAAGAGCAAGACGUUUUCUGGGGCUGAAAAAAUCACCAAAAAAACAAAAUUAGGCUCCUAUGUUUAUUCCUCUAAAUGUGGUUCUUCAAACUUUUGUAGUGAAAGUAAUGAAAGUAGUUUUAGGUUUCUUCCAAUUCUUUUGAUAUAUUUGUGUGCACUUAGAUCAGUUUAAGCAAUUUUUUCCAUGUAGUU
Messenger RNA from Oryzias melastigma (Indian medaka), 1501 nucleotides. Its product is annotated as M protein, serotype 2.1-like. The transcript has 2 exons. The record is from RefSeq and is a predicted model, not a curated record. The coding region runs from base 274 to 1362 and encodes 362 amino acids. Lineage: Eukaryota; Metazoa; Chordata; Actinopteri; Beloniformes; Adrianichthyidae.